Molecule: messenger RNA, 1864 nt
Organism: Prosopis cineraria
Lineage: Eukaryota; Viridiplantae; Streptophyta; Magnoliopsida; Fabales; Fabaceae
Product: metal tolerance protein C4
Exons: 13
Coding region: 254-1645 (463 amino acids)
Biological process (GO): transmembrane transport; zinc ion transport
Cellular component (GO): membrane
Molecular function (GO): monoatomic cation transmembrane transporter activity
Source: RefSeq, a predicted model, not a curated record
UGAAGACCGUGAGAGAGAGGGAGGAGAAAAGGGAAACCAUGGAGUAGUCCAGUGAACCAUUAUCCAACCCCGCUUCCUUCUCCCUCCAUCUCUGUGCUUCGUUCUUCCUGGUCGACAAAACCUAAAACCCUAAUCUGCUUAUCAUUGUUUUUCUCAUCUUCGUUUUCAUACGUUUCUAUUUUUUCCCCCUUUUGUUUGAAAAUUUUUCCUGACAGAAAUUUGUAUCGAUAGAUACAGUUGUUGUCGAGCAUUCAUGCGAACAUCAUACCUUCUUCUUCGGCAUCGGUUUAGCCGCUCACAGCAACACACUUUUUCAUCCAUCCCCAUCGUCAAAUGUUCACUUCGUUCCGCUAAUUUCUCUCAGCUUUUAUUAUUUCAUACCUCUCAAUACCAACUACCACGAGCAAGAGAUAACAGUGCCGCCCCAGCCCCAUCCUGCUCCUAUUUACUGUUACGAGGCAAUUUCCCGACGCCGGCAACUUCAAAAAGAUUCGCUUUGCUUGGCUUUCUGGGGUUGGAUGGUCAUCGUCACUUCCAUCACCCCCAUUAUCGGCAGUAUUCGUUCCAUCGCAGUUUUUUUACAAGGGCAAAACAACUUAAGAAGAUUGAGUUUAAUGAUCACCACAGUCAGCGGGCUGUUACAACUGCAUUGUGGUGUAACUUUCUCGUAUUUUCUCUCAAAUUUGGAGUUUGGUUUGCUUCCUCUAGCCAUGUUAUGUUUGCUGAAGUUGUGCACUCAAUUGCAGACUUCGCAAACCAGGCACUGCUUGCUUAUGGUCUUAGUAGUUCAAGGCGUGCACCUGAUGCUAUUCAUCCUUAUGGCUAUUCCAAGGAAAGAUUUGUUUGGUCUCUAAUAUCAGCUGUUGGAAUAUUUUGCCUUGGUUCUGGUGCUACUGUUGUUCAUGGGUUUCAAAACUUGUGGAUCGCACUGCCCCCUGAGAACAUGCAUUUGGCAGCUUUGGUGAUAGGUGGUUCAUUUCUCAUUGAAGGCGCCUCUCUUCUUGUUGCCAUAAAAGCUGUCAAGGAAGGUGCAGCUGCAGAAGGUAUGAAAGUGAGAGACUAUGUCUGGCGUGGUCAUGAUCCUACAUCUGUUGCAGUAAUGACGGAGGAUGGGGCUGCAGUAACUGGCCUUGCUAUUGCUGGGGCAUCGUUGGUUGCAGUGAAUACCACUGGAAAUGCUAUUUAUGAUCCCAUAGGAUCAAUCAUAGUUGGGAACCUACUUGGAAUGGUUGCCAUAUUUCUCAUUCAAAGAAACCGCCAUGCUUUGAUAGGCAGAGCUAUGGAUGACCAUGAUAUGGAGAAAGUACUUCAUUUUUUGAAAAAUGAUCCGGUUGUAGAUGCCAUCUAUGAUUGCAAAAGUGAAGUUAUUGGGCCUGGAUUCUUCAGAUUUAAAGCAGAAAUAGAUUUUAAUGGAGAGAUGGUUGUACGAAAUUAUCUUCACAGGACUGGACGUGAGGAGUGGGCCAGAAAGUUUGAUGAGGUUGCUGCACAGGAGGAUCAGGCUAGCCAGCUGAAAUUUUUGUCAGACUAUGGCACGGAAAUAGUGACAGCAUUAGGAAGUGAGGUAGAUAGGCUGGAGCAGGAAAUCCAGAAUCUUGUUCCUGGUGUUAAGCAUGUUGAUAUUGAGGCUCAUAAUCCAACCUAGCAUUGGCUGUGGAUAUCUACAGAUUGAAUAUGUCAUGGGAUGAGCAAUUUAACACGAAAAGCUGCUUGGGUGUUAUAAGCUGUAAAUUCAUUCUUUACCCUUCAAUUGACCCUUUUUUUUGGGGUUGAAAAUCAAUUGACAGCAUUGAUGAGGCGAGAAGCUGGCUUUAAAAGAUGCCAAUUAUAAUGUGAUUUUUGAAUGCUCCAUUUUCAUCUUAAA